Molecule: messenger RNA, 540 nt
Organism: Patiria miniata (bat star)
Lineage: Eukaryota; Metazoa; Echinodermata; Asteroidea; Valvatida; Asterinidae
Product: snaclec B6-like
Exons: 1
Coding region: 1-540 (179 amino acids)
Source: RefSeq, a predicted model, not a curated record
AUGCGACUCCCUGGAACAAGCUGUUCGUUUGUUCUCUUUGAGAUGAUGUUCUCCUGCUGGGUGACUCUCGGAUCCAUCCCCUGUUCAUCCACCUGGCAGACAUUUCAGGGGACUGAGUACUACGUGCACUCGGUUCCCAUGGCCUGGGCCCAAGCCAAGGAAUUCUGCCAGAAGAUGGGAGGCAACCUGCUGAUGCCCAAGUCAUCCGAAGAGAACGCGUUCACCAACUCGCUGCUGCAGCAACGCGGGGUGACUACAGCGUGGCUGAACUGUCGACGGUAUUUGCUAGGUUGGAAGUGUGAGAGCUCGGAGUACCAAAACAUAGCCCCAGGCUAUGGUAUCUUUGUGAGAAACUGCGCCAUUGUGAAGACCACAGACGGUCAGUGGUACGCCGCACCUUGCGACCAGGAAACGACUGCCGUGUGCGAGAGAGAAGCGACGGUACAGCAAGGCAACCUCGCCAUUCACUGCAUGAUCCUAGGGGCAGACGGCCGUCCAGUUACCGUUGGGGAAAGCAUUCACAAUCAUGCACUCAACUAA